Rhinolophus ferrumequinum (greater horseshoe bat) is the source of this 1964-nucleotide messenger RNA. RefSeq names its product norrin cystine knot growth factor NDP (gene NDP). Lineage: Eukaryota; Metazoa; Chordata; Mammalia; Chiroptera; Rhinolophidae. The coding region runs from base 517 to 918 and encodes 133 amino acids. Gene Ontology annotation, biological process: Wnt signaling pathway. The transcript is spliced from 3 exons. The record is from RefSeq and is a predicted model, not a curated record.
CCCCGAUAACGAGCGCCUCACAUUUCCGUGGCAUUCCCAUUUGCUAGUGCGCUGCUGCGGCCGCAUGCCUGAUUGAUAUAUGACUGCAAUGGCACUUUUCCAUUUGACAUUCUCUCUCUCUCUCUCUCUCUUCCUCUCUCUCUCCCUCUCUCUCUCCCUGUGUCGCUUAAACAACAGUCCUAACUUUUGUGUGUUGCAAAUAUAAAAGGCAAGCCAUGUGACAGAGGGACAGAAGAACAAAAGCAUUUGGAAGUAACAGGACCUCUUUCUAGCUCUCAGAAAAGUCUGAAAGGAGCCCUGCGUUUCCCCCAAGCUGUGCAGAAGAUACAGUGAUGAUGGAUUGCAAAUGCAAAAAGUAAGACAAAACUCCGGCAUACAAAGGACAAUGACAACCAGAGAGCUUCAGCCAGAUCCUGCCCUUUCCUUGAAAGGAACUGGAUCCUAGGUGAAGGCAUUCCGAUUUUUAGUCCUCUGCCUCCCUCUGCUGUUCCUCUUAGGAAGUUUUUCCUUACAACAAUGAGAAAUCAUGUACUAGCUGCAUCCUUUUCUAUGCUCUCCCUGCUGGCACUAAUGGGAGAUACAGACAGCAAAACAGACAGCUCGUUCAUGAUGGACUCGGACCCUCGACGCUGCAUGAGGCACCACUAUGUCGAUUCUAUCAGUCACCCAUUGUACAAGUGUAGCUCAAAGAUGGUGCUUCUGGCCAGGUGCGAGGGGCACUGCAGCCAGGCAUCACGCUCCGAGCCCUUGGUGUCCUUCAGCACUGUCCUCAAGCAACCCUUCCGCUCCUCCUGUCACUGCUGCCGGCCCCAGACUUCCAAGCUGAAGGCAUUGCGGCUGCGCUGCUCAGGGGGCAUGAGACUCACAGCCACCUACCGGUACAUCCUCUCAUGUCACUGUGAGGAGUGUGGCUCCUGAGAUCUGCUGCUGUGUGGCUUCUGGAUGGGACAACCUCCUCCGUUUGCCAAGGCCAUUUAAACCAACCAGGGAAGGACUGGCAAGAAAAGAGUUAAAGCAAAAAAAAAAAAAAAAAAAGAUGCAGCAAUUCCCACAGGAUUCUGCAUAUUCUAGUAAUAAAGACUACAUGCUUGUUGACAGAGAUACUCUGGGAACUUGUUUUCCAUUCCUGUCCUCCUUUCCCCUGGUAAAAUUUCUUUUAGUUUCUUUUCAGAUUCAGGCAUUUUUCCCCUUGGCGCUGAAAUGUUGUUUGGGUUUCCAACAAUUCAGCACUAGUGGGAAAAAUGGGCCCCCAGGCAAGAGUGGGUCAGGCUCUCACUGUUUGGUGCAGAUUAGGGAAGCAUUCGCUUUGGAAAGCAGGAAAGCCCCAACUCUUUCUGGGACAUUGUGACUCUUUCUGGAUAUCGUCUGGUUUUUGUUAUCUUGUCAUUUGAUCUAAAGUUGCCAUUGCUGCUAAAGGUUACCAGUUUCAAAUUCCAAGCACCAAGCAUGUGGAAUAUGUUUAGCCAGGUUCACUUACAAGCCAGCUAACUGACGUUCAAAAUAACUAACAAACAGAUUCUUUAUGUGAUGCUGGAACUCCUGAUAGCUGUAAUUAUUACUCAGAAAUGACUUUUGGGAAGUAAAGACGGCAUAAGAAUUUGUCACCUGAAGGCUCUCUCGGAUUAAAAAUUAUGGUAAAUUUUGUAAGGGAGCAGACUUUUAAAGACCUGCACAAAUAUGGAUCCUGCACUGACUUUGAAAAAGGCAUAUAUGUACUAGUGGCAUGGAGAAUGCACUAUACUCAUGCAUGCAAAUUAAACAAUCAAGUAUGAAUCUAUUUGUGGGUGUGCUAUAGCGUUUAGCCAUGUGCGGGCAUUGUUCUCCAACAUCCACUUGUCCAUGUGAAAACUUGCUUGCCAAAAUGGUGGCCUGGCUCAUCUUCUGAACAUUUGGUUCAAGUAUAUUUUGGUCUUUGAGACUAAAAUUUGAGUUAUUCCCAUAUUGUGAAAUAAAAAGAGACUAUU